This is a messenger RNA of Drosophila nasuta, 887 nucleotides long. RefSeq names its product involucrin. The record is from RefSeq and is a predicted model, not a curated record. The transcript has a single exon. Bases 29 to 775 code for a protein of 248 amino acids. NCBI's taxonomy places the organism in Eukaryota, Metazoa, Arthropoda, Insecta, Diptera, Drosophilidae.
GUCAUAGUCUUCUUCACAGUCUACAGAGAUGAAGGUCGCAAUUUUGAUAGCUUUGGUUGCUUUGGUGGGUAGCAGCGUUGCCAUGACGUUGGCCCGCAACGAAACUCCACGUUACGGCAAACCCGUGGUGGUCGAUGCCACGCCCAAGUUUGAUGUAUCCAAAUACGAUCACAUUGUGGCUGAGGUGCGUCCAUUGGGCGUUAAGCAUCAGGAGCGUGAAGAGCUGCAGUUUGUUGAUGAGCAGAAGCCCCACCAUGAGGAGCAGCAGAGACCUCAUCACGUCGAGCUGGAGAUCAAGCAGCAGGAACAACAGAAGCCACACCACGUGGAGGUGGAGAUCAAGCAGCAACAACAGGAGCAGCAGAGACCACAACACGUUGAGCUGGAGAUCAAGCAUCAGCAGCGCGAGCAGGAGAGGCCACAACAUCUGGAGUUGGAGAUUGUUGCAGAACAUCAGCAGCACCACAGGCCACAACACGUUGAGUUGGAAUUCCAUCAGCAGCAGCGCGAGCAGGAAUCCCCCAAAGUCAAAGUGGAAAUUCACCAGCAGCAGAAGGAACAGAAGCCACACCAUAUCGAGCUGAAUAUCCAUCAGGAACAACCACAAGAGCGUCCUCAUUAUGUCGAUGUGGAGUUCAAGCCUCAGCGUCCUGAGCCACAUCACAUCGAGCUGGAGCUGGUGGCCAACCAGCAUCAGCAGCAGCCACAGAAAGUCCAGUUUGCAAAUCCUCAGGACUUCGACAUGCUGCCACAUCAUCUGCAAUUGGCUCUUUAAGUGAGGCGUUAGACAGACGGCCCACAGCCGCAGUUUACAAUUUCCGGUGUAGAAAACUUUUGCUGAAAAUUGAGAAAACUCCAUAAUAAAAGAAAAACAAAACUGCUGCAUA